Messenger RNA from Paramecium sonneborni, 2431 nucleotides. The record is from the annotation of a GenBank genome assembly. Lineage: Eukaryota; Ciliophora; Oligohymenophorea; Peniculida; Parameciidae.
AUGACAGAAUAAUAUGAAGAUGAUCAAUUCGAAGGAUAUGUUUCGGCAAACAAUAAAAAUAGAUAUGACUAUUUUAAUGAUAUACAACCAGAAUAAGAAUAAACUUAAAUUCAUAAUACUCCAUUAUUUGCAGCUAAUCAAUUUCCAUUAUAUAAUUCCCAAAACAUUUAACAAAUUCCUGAUAUUUCAAUUUUAUAUCAAAAUCAACCAUUAAAUCAAUAAUCCCUUUUCAAUCCAAAUUCAUCUCUGCAAUUAAAUUCAACUUUACAAAACGAUAUUCAGCAAAAUCCCAUUAUUUCAAUUCCUUAAGUAAAUAAUACAGCUUAAACACAAUCCUAAAAUUUAAAUGGCCAUUUAAAUUAUGAAUUUUAAUCAUAAUAACGAUAAUAAAACUAAGCAUAUGACGAUGAAGAAUUUUAAGAAGGUGAAUUCAUUGAAGUUUAAAAACCUGUUCAAAUUGAAUAAACAUCAUUGUUGGAAGAUCAGCCAAAUAACGUUAUGAAUGGCUAAAAUUAUCAUAAGAAUAAUUCAGAAAAAUAAGACUAAUUAAUCAAUUUUGAAAUUUCUUAAAAUUAGGAUCCCAGAAAGUAUCAAGAAUAACAAUAAAAUAUUUAAACUAUUCAAUAAGAACCUAAAAACUAAGUUUAAUUAUCUUCAAUUUAUGAUGCCUUUCCUUCUGAAUAAAACGAAACACCAUCAUCAUCAUUAUUCCCAUCACUUGUAUUAUAAAUCCCAUAAACUUAAUUCGAAAGUUAAAACGAUUAAAAAAUUACUAAUAAUUUAAACUUAAUUGAAAUGUAUUAAAAAACCUUAACUUCUCCAAAAAUUGAUUUAUAAAUAAUCUAAAAUGAAGAGCCUAAAGAAAAUUUCUAGUAAUCAAAAACAGAACUAAUUAAUUUGAUUGAUUUUCAUACAUAACCAAAUUAAACUACUUUAAUAUAAUUAGAAUAGUAAUCAAAUUCUUUGCUUUAAUUUUCAAAUUAAAAAAUAGAUUAAUAAUAAUUAGAUGUUUAAUAAUAAUCAUAAUAAUCUUUAAAUAAUACCUUAUCACUCUAUGAUGAUUUAGGCAAAGAUUCAUUAGUUUCAUAAUAAAAUUAAAGUAAUUUAGAUUAGAAACAAAAUUAUUCAUAAAGUUUAAAAAAUCAUAAUUUAAUAGAGAUCAAAGAGUAAGAAAAUUAAGAAAUUUAAGAAGAAACAAAAACUCAAAAUUAAGAAGAUUAAUGUAUAUAACCUAAACUUGAAUAAAUGAUCUUCUAAAGUAUAAAAUAGGAGGGUAAUCAUGAUAAUAAUGAUAAUAAUGAUGAUGAAUUUGUAGAAGGAGAAUAAAUAGAAAGUCCACUUGAAAAUAAUGUGUAAAAUUUAAAUAUAUAAGUUACAAAUUCUACCAUUUUAAAUUAAUAAUACUCAGUAUUAUAAAAUCCAUAAAUAAUUCCUUAAGUUUAGAAGUUUUAAGAUUUUUAAUAAUAAUAAUUUGAUUAAUAAAAUUCUUAAUAAUAGAUUUAAUUUUAGUAAAAAAUUAAUUAAGCUAAUUUAAAUAACUAGUAUUAAACUUUAGAAACAAAUAUUAAGUAAGGUCCAUAAAGAUCUUAACCAAUUAAAAAGAGAAAUUGGAGAAAUUAAAUAGAAGAUAUAGUUGGGUUUGAUGCAGAAUGUAUGGAUAGUUUUAUAGAAGAAUUGAGUGAUCUAAAGUUGAAUUUAUAUAUGGCAUAAGUCUAAGAAUAUGCUUAAUUGGCUAAGGAUAUAUAAGCUUUAAGAAAGAAAAAGUAAAUUCAUGUUGAUAAAGAAGAGUAUGAAGAAGCUACAGUUAUAAGAGAUACUUUAAGAGCAAAAGAACCAAUAGCUAUGGUUUUGAAAAAAAAAAUAUUAUAGAUUGCUAAAGUUAUUGAUCUAAUGGAUUAGUAAGAUUUGGAUUAUCAUAUUAAAAGAUAUAUUUUUGAUCAUGACCAUCAAAUUCCUGAAAAUCCAUCAAUAGAUAUGCUUUUACCAAAGAUUGAAAUUUUUGAAGAUUUUGUUAAUAAAUUAAAAAAAGAAUUAAAAAAAUCAGAGUCUGUGUUAUCAAUAAUAAAAUUAUAGGGACAAUUGGAAAAGGUAAGAUAUGAAAAGAAAUAUCAAAUUUUCAUUUAAGGAUUAAGAAAGAUAAUAGGAAUGAGUUGUAGAUUUACAUAAUUAUCAGAAAUUGUGUAAUCUGUUAAUGAUAGAUUAAGUGAUCUAAAAAUAGAUGUACAAAUAUAUUAUAAAUAUUGAAUAGAAAGAAGUUAAUAAAUUUGAUUAUGAAUUUAUAUUUGAAAAUACCUUGAUUCCAUUUUUGAAAGGACAGUAAUUUUAAUAAAAUUAUUGUAAUUAUUGUUUCCAAUCAAAAUCAGAUUUAAUUGAAUACAAAGGAAAGUUAUACGAUAUAUGUUGUUUGAAUUUUUAUUAUAAUAUUAAUUGA